AGAAAACAGAACAUUAACAUGCAUAGGCAAAGUGGUCUGACGGCAGCGGAAGGAUUUACUUGUGAUCCUUAAAAAUACAUUGUGCCAACGAAGAAUGUCAGGGACAUCAAAUGUAGAAUCUGCUGAAGGAGUAGUCUCCAAAGUUAAAGUCAAAAAGCAGAUCAAGACUAUCGUGAAGGAUUUGGAGACCAUACUGGGAGACUUGAGGGAUGUAGCCAAGGAACUCAAAGAGGUUGUGCAUGAGAUCGACUCCCUCACGUGUGACCUACAGCUGGAGGAGGAGAUGACAGACAGUUCCAAGACAGACACCCUGAACAGCAGCUCUAGCAGCACCACCACCACCACCACAACCUCCAGCAUCGACAAGAUCAAGAUCGCCMUCUUUAGGCCCCCGUCUGUCAGCCACGCCAUCCUGACCGUGAUGAAGAAGCCCCACCCUCCGCUGCCCCCUCCCAGGCUGACACCUAUCAAAGCAGAGGAGCACAACAAGAACCCACUAUCAGGGAGCCUACUAGCCAAGGCUAACGGGACUCUUAUGCGUAAUGGUSUUUUCCCAGGGAAGCCAAACAGAGACUUAUCGUGCUGCAUCUCUAAUAGUACAAAGGAAGAGAGAAGACUUAUGCCAAUGCCUUUGCUACGGCAUGAAAAGACCAAAUGCCCCCAGGCAACCCGGGAGAGGGUCCGAUUCAGUGAAAAGGUCCAGUAUCACGGGUACUGCCCCGACUGUGACCUGCAAUAUGACGUUGACAACACAGAUAUGCACUUACAGACAGAAUUUACUGAUGACAUGAGCCCUGUCCAUCAGUGUUCCUCCUCCUCACCACCAUCCCAGCUCAUGUUAGAAAAUGGCGGCCUCAGUGUCAGCCAUAGUUUCCCUCCUACAAAACUGCCUUGUGUGCCUCAUUCUAACCCUUCCCUGAAACCACAGAAAACCAUCCUUCGAAAAUCAACCACCACAACGGUUUGAUGUUAAUCACCCUUAAUUUAAAUAUUUCUAAAUAAUUUAUAGUGUUUUCUAUUUCAUGAGCACUUUCUACUCCAGUCAAACGUGGAUUAUCUAAACGAUGAGGAAAAAUGAGUGCUAGAAGACGUGGCCAUGAGCUCAGAAAUGCACAAGGAGAGAAUG
Molecule: messenger RNA, 1126 nt
Organism: Salvelinus sp. IW2-2015
Lineage: Eukaryota; Metazoa; Chordata; Actinopteri; Salmoniformes; Salmonidae
Product: protein Largen-like
Exons: 2
Coding region: 95-967 (290 amino acids)
Biological process (GO): positive regulation of translation; positive regulation of cell size
Source: RefSeq, a predicted model, not a curated record